AUGUCCAUUAUGACCCUUCGGCUGCCAUACCCCUAUCAAAGGUUGCUUUCCAAUGGCGAUGCCAAUACAGACUCCCACCCGCUCAAAAGCACUCCCAUUGCAGUCGCGGCUCCUCGACCGUGCACACUACAGAUCCGAUCCCCGCCGAACACACCUUCCAACGCGCCUCAAGAACCUGUCAACGCCAGGGGGGCACAGCAGCAAGCCCAACCCUUCUUGCAACCACCACAUCAUCGAUCUCCGUUUGUUUGUCCUCUGUGGUCCUUCCUUUUGUUUUAUCCUUUGUUUUUAUCCUUUUGUUCUUUCUUUUGUUCUUUCUUUGUUCUGUCUCUCUCUCUCUCUCUAUCUCUAUCUCUCUCAAACUCUCUCUCUCUAUCUCUCUCAAACUCUCUCUCUCUAUCUCUCUCUCAAAAACUCUCAGACUCUCUUUCUCUCUCUCUCUCUCUCUCUCAAACUCUCUCUCUCCUCUCUCUCUCUCUCUCUCUCUCUCUCUCUCUCUCUCUCUCUUCUCUGUUACAUUUUGUGACGCUGCCGUUGUGGUGUUGCUUGUGCCCCGUGUCGCCGGUGUCGUCGGCACCUUUUGCCCCCGCUCUUUGGGCUGUAAAAAUUUGGGGUGUGAUGCUGGUGAAGUUUGCUGUCCUAACUGUGGUGACUACUGGAAAUGUUAUGUUUACUGUGGACCUGGCACGUACCUUGGCUCAGGUUCCUGCCGCCCCUGUCCCGAAUUGCAAUGCAAUGUCCUACUGUGGCACCGGUACCUACGCCUCAUACACCAACCCCGGCGCCUCUCGCGACCUCAUUUGCCUGUCAUGUCCUUCGGAGUUUUUCCAAGACAAAGCACAGCAUCGCGAUCAGUCCUGUACUCCCUUUUUCACCUGCGGGCCAGGCGAAGGACUAUACUACGCCUCGGCGUCGACUGCAGGCACCUGCCUCGACUGUCCUGCCGGCAAAUACGCCCAAGAUCCCCGCUCCACAAAGUGCACCGAUUGUGCCUGGAACAGUGUCGCACCUUCCAGCGCAUCCCCAAGCUGCGUUGACUGUGGGGCCGGUCAGGUCGCCAAUGAGGCUCGAACUGCUUGCAUCGACUGCCUGGCAGCCAUGCUGGUGCUACCACUUGCACCCCCUGCAGGCAAGGCUACUAUGCCAGUUCAGACCAUUCCGUGUGCUUUGCGUGUCCUGCGGUGCGACUCAGGCCAUGUUCCCAACAGCAACCAAAGUGCCUGUGUGCCAUGUGGCCUCGGCGAGGUGGCCGCAACUGGUGCUACCACCUGCACAACCUGCGACCCGGGCUUCAUCCCCGACGCCCAGUCUGCGGCCUGCACGCCUUGCCCCGACGGCUUCAUUUCUUCUGCCAAUGGCAGGACUGAUAACCCUUGUGAGGCCUGUCCCAUCGGUUCCAUCAGCAAUGAGAACCACAUUGCGUGCGACAUCUGCCCAUCAGGAACCGUCGCGCUUGAACCCGUCAGCAGCUGUACCCCCUGUCCACCUGGGCUCUAUUCUGAGGCGCCCACCGUGCCCUGCCAGCGCUGCGAAGGGGAAACGUUUGCACCACAAGGCUCGGCCACCUGCCUUCCGUGCCCAGCCUAUUACUUUGCCAAGCAUUCCCAUGCAACGUGUGGGACGUGCCCCGGUGGCACGCUCUGCCUGCUCUGCACGGAUAAUGAGUAUCAGCCGCUGGCUGGGCAGGUGACCUGCCUGCCGUGUCCAUACCAUGGGCUGAUGGCUUCGACCGAUCACCGUUCGUGCAUUGAUACGCUUCCACCCACCAUCAAGGGCUGGGUCGACAAUAUGACCAUUUUGGAAGGUGACUUGACGGCGACCUUGCCUGCUCUGGAGCUGGCCGAUAACGUGCCCAAUGCCACCUGGGUGGAGUAUCCGGUGAUUCACCUGCCGGAGCUGUCCUUGGGCACUCACGUUUUCAAUUUUACGGGCCGGGACGCUCAGGGCCUUGUCGUUCAGCGCUCCAUGACCAUUAUGGUGCAGAACAACCCGCGACCCAUUAUCCGCUUCUUUGGUGUCGAAAGCUUCAACGUUCCUGUGGGCCACAACUUUACUGAAGCGCCCAUCCAGGCCUACGAUAGCGUCGCCGGCGAUGUUUCCGAGUUUCUCCAACGAGAACCCGCCCACGUCAACACUGAUCGUUUGGACACGAUUGUGUUGACCUAUACGCUCGCUUACACCAACGAGUACAACCUGAGUGCAAUGCCGCGACAGCGCACCGUGACGAUCGUCGAUCGCGACCCUGCGGUUUUUAGCGCGCCCACUGGACCCAUGGAAAUCCGUUCAGGCCAGCCGAGCAAGCCGCCGCUCAUCGAGGCGUACGAUAACGUGGACGGCAAUGUCACUGCCAAUGUGUCUGUGACUUGGGGUCUGAACAAGGGGUUCUCCGAGUACACAGAUCUGUGUGGAAAGAGUCUGACCGUGGACUCGAGCAUGGCUCGCUCCGACGUGCCACUGAGUCUUUUGUUUGGGCUGCGCCCGACCUCGGGCAUUACGGCAGACUAUCGCUACACGGACAGCUCGGGCAAUCUCGCCUCCACUUCCCGUCCGGUCCUGGUGAUCGACGAUGUACCGCCUCAACUUGUACACAACCUCUCCGCAGGCAUGUGUGACGUUACACAUGCUGGUGAUUGCGCGUUGCUACAUUUUGCAGCUACUGCUUCGGAUUGGUGGGGCCAAGGCCCCGCGCCUUGCACGCCCUCGGCCGAUUUGACCAUCCAUGUUGUUGAGUACCGGCCCAACGAGCCUUAUGUUCUGAACAGUAGCACGUGGAGUGAGGGCCAGCUUUUACCCCUGUGGCAGCCUCGCAGCUACUCCCGCGUGCAAGAGCUCGGCAGAGAUGACCUGUUAUCUGCUGCGGCCGACGCCACGGUUGGGACCAUCUUCGAGGUUGUUCUCGAGGCCAGCGAUGUGCACGGCAACCAAGCGGUUGAAGCGUACAAUAUCACAAUAGGUGACCUGGCUCCUCCCACUCUCUCACUUCAUGGCCCCAUGAACGUCACGCUACCUUUUGCCGCUGCAUGGCACGACCCCGGGGCUUGGGCGCAGGAUGCCGGUGAGCUUGACACGGUGAUGAACGCUGCCGUUAGCUCGAACGCUGCUUGGGUCUUGGACACUCGCCGGGCAGGUCUUUUCAACGUUACCUACUGGGCACGUGACCGUUUCAAUAACACUGCCCAACUCCAGCGCUCCGUUGCCAUUUUACCCUUGGCAUGGCCAGAGGACGAGCAUAUCGCAGCAUUUGAGCUGGCCGAGACUGGGGCGCACGGCGAGUUGCGUAAGGCUGAGGCAGCUGUGGAAGCAGGCUGGCCGGGGGCUGAGGUGUUUAUUGAUCGGAUGCAGCGGUCGCGUCGACGGGCAGUGGCGUAUCAGACCAGUGCACGUAAUGCUUCCACUCAGGACUGGCUGCCCGUGGAAGACUUGUUGGCGCGCUGGCACCUGGCACAGGCCGUUCUACCCGGUGCAACGAAAGCCGUGGCAGUGGCUGACUUUGUGCCAAGUGCAGAGCGUACACCGCCGUCGACCGCUGGACCUGAAUCCGUAUCGACUGGCGCGUCCUCUUGGGCUGCGGCGCCUGUAACCACAUAUGGUGCCGUGGCCGGUGGGGGGGUGGCUGCUGUACUCAUUGUGGCCAGCAUUGUUCUUAUCCGACGCAAGCAGAGUCGUGGACGCGUGGCCACGGCGGAUCAGGCAGCGGAGAGCGUGGCCAUGUGCGACAACCCGGUGUAUGCGGGCGCCCAAGGCAAAGUGCGCUUUCAGACUGGAACGCUCGUCAAGACAUGGGAUCCCACUUUUUAUGAUGUCGAUCAUGCAGGCGACCUCACCCCCGAGGGUGAGGGUUACGGUCAAAUGAUGGGAACAAACUACGAUGUGAUUGCAGACAAUGAAUACGCCAUGCUAGAUGGCGAUGCUCCAGCUCCAGGUGGUACACACGACUAUCAGUACAUUGCAGCUACUGAAGGCAGCGAUGCCUCGGAGUCGCGAUACGAGUAUGCACCUGCUGGCCACAACGCCAGUCAACCAGGCACAUACUACAGUAGUGCUGAGGUUGCGGUGCCUGCACCAGAGUACGGAUAUGUUGCGCCUGAAUCUAUGAACGAGGAGUACGAGUACGGAACCGGCUUCAACGUGCAGCAGGACAACGUUCCUGGCUCUGAUGAAGCUUACGCGUACUAUGCGAGCGGGCUUGUUGGUCCCUCUUCGUUACAAAACGAGAGUGUCUAUCAGGACAUGAGCGCCGAUGACCAACAUGCUGCAUACGCGGACUUGAGCUCUGUGCCGCUUCCUUCGCUCUCAUCGAACACAAAGUCCAAGCAAGAUUCGGGAACUAGGGCUGCCGAUGAGAGCGACGACGAUUAUGUGGGCAUUGUGGAUGAGGCACCGCAAGAUAGCUAUGGUGCUCGGGUGGUUGAUCAACCCGACUAUGAGGAGUCUCCGUCGAAUGCAUUCGGGGCAGUGGAUCUUGCAGACUAUGAAGUGGGCGCCGAGGUGACUUUGUCACAAGACUACGAAGCUUCGGCACCUCGACUUUCGCUGCGUCCCGACCCCGCCAUGCCAGUGGACACGCCAGUUGCUGUUCUGCACGUGGGUCGAUCAGAGGCCGAGGCCAUGCUGCGUCAGCCCAGCGAAAGCUCGGGAUCUUACGUCGUGCGUAAGAAGGGACCAGGGGCCUACGUGGUGAGCCUGCGCUACCAUGGCCGCAUGCACCAUUACAAGCUGAGCCGCUCAGGGCCGGGCCAAGACUUUUUCCUGCAAGACGUGCGUCUGGAGGGGUGCAACAGCCUUGCUGCUGUGAUCACAGAGCUCUCUGUGCGCCCCCAUGCGCUUGUCACCGUGCUUGUCCGCCAAGCUAGCGAAUGCGCAGACACGGCAGCAUGAGCUUUGUGUCGCGACAUCAUUAUAUUGGCCCGUGAAUCGUGUAGAUGAACAUAAUUGAUCCUUGACCUCAA
Monosiga brevicollis MX1 is the source of this 4949-nucleotide messenger RNA. RefSeq lists its product as uncharacterized. The record is from RefSeq and is a predicted model, not a curated record. Bases 1 to 4878 code for a protein of 1625 amino acids. The transcript is spliced from 12 exons. NCBI's taxonomy places the organism in Eukaryota, Choanoflagellata, Craspedida, Salpingoecidae.